Molecule: messenger RNA, 579 nt
Organism: Heterobasidion irregulare TC 32-1
Lineage: Eukaryota; Fungi; Basidiomycota; Agaricomycetes; Russulales; Bondarzewiaceae
Exons: 5
Coding region: 1-579 (192 amino acids)
Biological process (GO): tRNA wobble adenosine to inosine editing
Cellular component (GO): cytoplasm; nucleus
Molecular function (GO): tRNA-specific adenosine-34 deaminase activity; zinc ion binding
Source: RefSeq, a predicted model, not a curated record
AUGAUGCAGACAGGAGACGACAAGGUCGACCGCGACGUCGAGCAUACGAAAUGGAUGGAGCAGGCGAUGGACAUGGCUAGAGAAGCUCUCGCUGCAAGCGAAGUUCCCGUUGGCUGCAUCUUUGUGCGGGACGGCAUGGUCAUUGCCAGAGCCAGAAACCGUACAAAUGAACUUCGAAACGCAACCAGACACGCCGAGCUUGAGGCUAUCGAUGCAAUUCUUUUAGAUCCCGAGCUCACGCCUGGCCCAGCAACCUACCCCUUGUCGAAUACUACUCUCUACGUCACGGUUGAGCCGUGCAUGAUGUGCGCCUCUGCUUUGCGACAGAUGGGUAUCAAAGAGGUAUUCUAUGGGUGCGAAAAUGAGAAAUUUGGUGGGUGCGGAAGUGUCCUUGGCGUCAACGGCAGUUUGCCGCAUCCCAGACAUCCUGCUUACAGCGCCUCGUCAGGCUGCUGCCGCGAAGAGGCGAUCAUGAUUUUGCGACGCUUCUACCUCACUGAAAACUCGAAUGCGCCAGCACCAAAAUCGAAGGCGAAUCGGGUCCUCAAGACAGAGAUCUCGUCGAGACCCGGAACAUAG